UUGUAGCGUAUCGCUAUUCGUCGUCAAUAACUAUACGAUACGAUCCCGGGGCGUGUUCUGCGUAACAGAGAAACUGAAAGAAACCGACCGGCUUAUUUUACUUUCAUCACUUAAACGAGUAAAGUUAACUCUUUGCAGAUAAAAAACUGAAAUGCGAGCUCUGUUACGACCCGUCACACCCCUGUGAGAGAUCGUGAAUCGUGUUCGUUGCGUGUCUCUGUUUCAAGGGUUGUGCUAUUCCCGCGGCUGUUUAUCAGUGUUUACUAUAGAGUGACUGAGCUGAUGUUGUGCAGUGUAAGUUCUGUGUAAGAUCGCGCGUUAUUCAUUGAUGGGCGGCUUUUUGCACGCGGCGAAGGCGGCAGAUCGGCCGCAACGGCGGAUACCAGUUUUCCGGAGGGUCUACUUUAAAAUCCGCCACACUGGAACUGAUGGAAUUAGAAAAUAUCGUAGCCAACACUGUCUACUUGAAAGCCAGAGAGGGCGGUUCCGAUAGCAACAAGGGCAAAAGCAAGAAAUGGCGGAAGAUCCUACAAUUCCCUCACAUAUCGCAAUGUUUAGAUAUAAAAACAAAAAUAGAUGUAGAAUACGAUUACGUGGUGGACCAGCAGCCGAUCGGCAAGCUGCUCUUCAGACAGUUCUGUGAACGGAACCGACCGAACUACCACAAGUACAACAGCUUCUUAGAUGCGAUCUGCGCAUCGUGGUCUUCAAGCCAGAAUAACAAGAAAAGCUUACGUACGGAAAGAUACGAGGUGGAGGUGGAUGAGACGCGGACGGCGCUCGCCGUCGAGCUUUUCGGACGGUACCUGAAGACGGAGGAUGGGGAAGCGGUCACGGAUGUCGUCCCUCCUGACGUCAUCGAUGACGCGAGCAAGUUACUUGAAGGCGGCUCGAAGGACAUCUUCACGGAGUGCAUACGAUGCGUCAAGAACUUCCUCGCUGGCAGUCCGUUCUCAGAGUUCGAAAGGUCGAUGUACUUCCACCGCUACCUCCAAUGGAAAUGGCUGGAGGCGCAGCCGAUCACUCAGCAUACGUUUCGGAUGUACCGCGUAUUGGGGAAGGGAGGAUUCGGGGAAGUGUGCGCGUGUCAGGUACGUGCAACGGGUAAAAUGUACGCGUGCAAAAAGUUAGAAAAGAAAAGAAUAAAGAAGAGGAAAGGCGAGAACAUGGUGAUCACGGAGAAAUUAAUAUUGCAACGGAUCAACUCUCGCUUCGUGGUCAACUUGGCGUACGCGUACGAGACGAAGGACGCGCUGUGUCUCGUACUGACCAUUAUGAACGGCGGCGACUUGAAGUUCCACAUCUACAACAUGUGCGGCGCCGACACCGGGCUCGGCCUCGAGCGCGCGCGCUUCUACGCCGCGCAGGUCGCCUGCGGGCUCGAGCACCUGCACAAGAUGGGCAUCGUCUACAGGGACUGCAAGCCGGAGAACAUCCUGCUGGACGACGCCGGCCACGUGCGCAUCUCGGACCUCGGGCUCGCCGUCGACGUGCCCGACGGAGGCAGCGUGCGCGGCCGAGUGGGCACCGUGGGCUACAUGGCGCCCGAGGUGAUAGACAACGAGCGGUACACGUUCAGCCCCGACUGGUUCUCGUUCGGCUGCCUGGUGUACGAGAUGAUCGAGGGCCGCGCGCCGUUCCGCGCGCGCAAGGAGAAGGUGAAGCGCGAGGAGGUGGACCGGCGCGUGAAGCACGAGGCGGAGCGCUACUCGCACAAGUUCAGCGAGUGCGCGCGCGCGCUGUGCGGCGCGCUGCUGGCCAAGAGCGCGGGCGCGCGGCUGGGCGGCGCGGGCCGGCGCGGCGCGGCGCUCGUCAAGCAGCACCGCUUCUUCGCGCGCCUCAACUGGGCGCGCCUCGAGGCCGGCAUGGUGGCCGCGCCCUUCGUGCCCGACCCGCACGCCGUCUACGCCAAGGACGUGCUCGACAUCGAGCAGUUCUCCACCGUCAAGGGCGUCAACCUCGACGCCGCCGACGACACCUUCUACGGGAAGUUCAACACGGGCUCCGUCAGCAUCCCCUGGCAGCGGGAGAUGAUCGAGACCGGCUGCUACGCCGAGCUGAACGUCUUCGCGUCGGACGAGGAGGGCAAGGAGAGUCGCACGGCGGACCUGCAGCUGUCGCCGCCCAGCGCGCCCGCCGACACCGACACGGGCUGCUUCGUCUUCGCGAGACGGACGCUGUGCCCGCAGAAGAAGGUCCCGGCGCGCCUGCGGCCCGUGUGCGUGCCCGCGCACCUGCUGGCGCCCGCCUCCCCCGCGCCCGCCAGCUGACCGCCCGGACACGCGCUCCUGCUGCUCUUGGUGAACUUUAUACAGCGCUCUGAUUCUGUAACUGACUUCACUUCAUUUCUUACCGAAUGACCCGGAACACUGUAAUCGAACGAAUAUUCAAAAUCCAGAGUAGUCGUUGUAGCAUUUAUGUAAUCGCAGCGCUGUAUUCGAAUUAAACAUUCAUGAACAAGUUAGUUUAAGAACAAUUUUUUAUAUACGUAUUAUAAAUGUAAUCGUGCAAAAUUGAAUAGUUUUUAUCGAACACCGUCUCUUUGUUGUAAUCGAGUCCACUUUUGUAUAUUGACAGGUUAUUUUGAUGAUUUGUUUUCUACCGACUGAUGUUUUCAUUUUAUACGUAUUAUUUACGAGCUCAAACAUGAGUAUUAAGCGAACAAAAACCUUAUUUGUAUCGUAGUAGAGUAUAUUAUCCGACACCCCGAUGAAAGCGAUUUUGUCGUAUGAUAAAAUUUUGCUAAUUGAAAAAUUUAAGGCGAAAUCUUUUUUACAUGUAAUUUGUUGAAGUUUUUCGUAAAGAUUUAUUAAUUUUCGAAAUACGUUAAUACGUAUCUUUAUUGAUAUAUAAUAUACCUCAUUAUGUGUAAUCGUUUAUGUAUUAAAGCUUAAAUCGGGGUAUUAUUUAUUUAAUGUGAAACGUGUUGAUAUUAUUUAUUAUUUGAUUACGUUUAAUUGUAAAUUUUUAGGAGCCGAAUAUUUGAAUAAAAUGCUUAUACGUGUUUAAAAUUAUAUGUGUUCGUAUGUUCGUUACGGUUGUGUGAGGUCGUUUCGGUGUAUAUGAGAAUAGGUUGAUGGAUUGAAAUAUUGAAAGAUUCUCUUGGAAGAUUACGUAAUGCUAACGGAACUAGGACGUGGUUGACGUAUCGCUUUUUUUGGAUAGGACGAUGUAGCCAGCUGAAAAAAUGCAAGUAUUUUCUUUAUCGCUUACUUAUAGCGAAAGAAAUGAAGGUACGUGUUAGAUAAAUAGAAUUGAGAGCUACUUAGCUGGUAUAGUGAUGCUGUAGGCAAAGGAAUGGCACAAAAGAAAAACCUAUUUAUUUUCAAUGCAAUAAAUUAUUUUUUUACUUUUUGAUGAUAAUGUAAUAGAAUUAAAAUGACAUUAUAAUGCAGAAAUUACUAAAUGUUAAAUCGAGCAAUAAUUAUGAAAAUGAUAAUAUUUAGAAGUUGAGGACGAAAAAUCGAUGUUUUUUCUAUGAUGUUAAUAUUUUUAAUAAUCUGUGGAUGUAACUUUUUUCGUAUUCGAUAAGAUUUUUAAUAUUUCAUUAUUGACGUAUGCUUUUCUUUAAAUACGUUGAAAAUUUAUAUAAAAAAAAUAUAUCUUAAAAAUUGCUUCUAAAUAUUUUGAUUAUAUUUUUCAAUUAAAACUAUUAUUGUAUAAGGAAAUGGAUGAAGUGUGUGUCAAAUGAUGAAUUGAAUUGAAAAUCUCUGCUUUGAUUUAUGCUGUUGAGAAAUAUAAUGAAGAGUAUGUCAGACUUGGACAGAAAAUGUAAUCAGAUUAAAUUAAAAUUUAUCUGUAAUAGUGACUGAUGAUUACAUAUUUUAUUCGUUAAUCAUUAAUCUGGUUAAAUUUUGCCCAAGUCUGGAGUAUGUUAUGUAAUGUUUAGUUUUCCUAGAACUCUGUCAUGACAUUUUGUUAUAAAUAUCGUCACAUUUAUCGAAUUACAUUUAAUACAGUUUAGACCAGGGCUUCCCAACUAGAGGUAACUACAUUUAUAAACUAUUUGUUAUUUUUAAAACCUACACUAUACACAAACCAUUGUAAUCAUCAAUCGCUCUAAUCGUGAUUGAUGAUUACAAUUUGUAGUCUUGAUCCUUAAUCAUUCAUCUGAUUACAUUUUGCCCAAAUCUGACAAACAUUUGUAUAUGCUUAAUAAUAUAAGUCAUUACAACGUCAGUUAUUUAAAAUCAAUUUCCAUUAUACAUUUUUUUAUCGAAAUGAGAAAUGGGGCACAUACAAUGUUGGCAAACCCUGGUUUAGAUUUUGAAAGCUCCAAUAUACGGUCCUAAUUAACGUUCGUUCACAGUUUCUUAUUAAUUUUUUUUUAAACGAUGCACAAAUUUAUUCGUAUACAUUUUGACGCCAUAUUGUACAUUGCCAGUAAAUAACUUCCAUAUUGUAUUAGAUGUAAGUAUUAAUGCAUUUUGAUGUGUACUUUUUAAUUGUAUUUUUCGAUUUUAAUAAUGCCUGUUCGAUGGUGUAAUGGCGUUACGAUGUUACUAAUACACGUAAGUAAAUCAUAAGUCGGGAGCCGUCUUGUGGAAAAGAUUGGACCGUCGAGAAUGUUCUAGAUUGUAUAAAUAGCUUUUUGUUUUUUUUUUUUUAAUAAAUGUCAAUUUGCUCACUUGUAGUGUAAUAGCGAAAGCACUUUUGCUCAGGGUUUAGCACUGCUAAGAUCUGUGGUCGCAAUCUUUUUCGCAACGGCAGCAUUUGUUAUAAACGAAUAGUGUCGCACAAUGAAUGUUUUUACAUCGCUUCCGUCGCCGACUGCUUGUUCAUUCCAUAAAAAUCAGAUCGCCAUAGAAUAGUGUUUUUUUUAAUGUAGCAACGUGUAUUAGUGUACGGUGGUGCGGUGAACGGAACGGUGUGACGAUUGAGUUCCUAAAGAAGCGCUCGGGUCAAAAAUAUAUGGAAAGCGAUAUAAUGUCGAUCCAUGUACAUUUACUAAAAAAAUUGUUGUCGAGCGCGAGCCUCUGAUGUACAGUCAAGCACAAAAGCAGAAUUUGUUAGCAUUUACAAUACACUCGUCACCAUUGGAUUUGUACGGAUUUAUUUAUGAGUGUGAAGCGUGUAACGGGACGAUUUUUUUAAUACCUUUUUUUUGCUGUACAAAUGUCACGUAUAAAGAUACACUAGACUAGACAAUUUUUUUAGAAAUUUUAUUCAUCUACGCAUAGAUUGCGUUCCGUUACACUCUUCAAGAUUUUUUCAAACCUGUAUCAUACUCAUAGGUGCAUUUUCGACUAAAUGUAUUGAGAUAUUAAUUUUUAUUUAUGUUGGUAAAAAGGUUUACAGUGGCGAGUCACGUGACAUUUAUAUAUCAAAUGCAAGCGAUUCGAAACGUUGUUUCGAUAGGAUAAGGUCGAAAUUUGAUGAUCAUUUGAACACGUGACCGGUUGUACCUUGCGUCUUAGUGGAAUGUAAACUUAGCUUUCUUAAUACUGUUAGUCGUUAUUGCAGUAUUUUGAUGCAAAUAUUAUUAUUUAAUAAGCGUAUUCAUAAAUAAAUUGACUCCGAU
Molecule: messenger RNA, 5521 nt
Organism: Nymphalis io (European peacock)
Lineage: Eukaryota; Metazoa; Arthropoda; Insecta; Lepidoptera; Nymphalidae
Gene: Gprk2
Product: G protein-coupled receptor kinase 2
Exons: 12
Coding region: 429-2270 (613 amino acids)
Biological process (GO): signal transduction; regulation of signal transduction; protein phosphorylation
Cellular component (GO): cytoplasm
Molecular function (GO): G protein-coupled receptor kinase activity; ATP binding
Source: RefSeq, a predicted model, not a curated record